Messenger RNA from Neltuma alba, 1367 nucleotides. Its product is annotated as rhodanese-like domain-containing protein 11, chloroplastic. The record is from RefSeq and is a predicted model, not a curated record. Lineage: Eukaryota; Viridiplantae; Streptophyta; Magnoliopsida; Fabales; Fabaceae. The transcript is spliced from 10 exons. The coding region runs from base 73 to 963 and encodes 296 amino acids.
CUACUGCAAUGAGGGCGUGUUACAGAUAAGCCAUUGCAGGGUGGGAGAUUUCCAUUCUCGGCGUCACCGACAAUGGAAGCACUAGGUCUUCCUGCAAUUGGUCUUUUCAAUCGCUGCUCCUGUUUUCACAGGCCCAGUGCCUUCACGAUGGUUCUGGGUACUCCUAAAUAUGGCUGCCACGCGAGUUUAGCUUCCUUCAAACUCAAACCUUCUUCUACAACAAGAACUCACCAUUCGAAGAGUGUCAUUCGAGUACAAGCUGAUAGUGAAGACUAUGAAUUGAAGCAAAUGAGGGACAUGGCUGCUGCGAGAAAGAGAUGGGAAACUCUGCUCAGGGAAGGCAAAGUUAAAGUUCUUACGCCAAGGGAAGCUGGGUAUGCGGUUCAGCUUUCCAACAAACCCUUACUUGAUGUUCGUCCCUCCAACGAGCACAAGAAGGCAUGGGUCAAAGGUUCAACCUGGAUUCCAAUAUUCGAUGUUGAUAAUAACCUAGAUGCUGGAACCGUUGGCAGGAAAGUCACGAAUUUUGUGAUGGGAGGAUGGUGGAGUGGCGUGCCUACACUUUCUUAUGACAGCCAGUUCUUAGCAAAAGUUGAGCAGAAAUUCCCCAAAGAUACAGACUUAAUUGUUGCGUGCCAGAAGGGACUGAGGUCUUUAGCUGCUUGUGAAAUACUGUAUAAUGCUGGCUACACAAAUCUAUUUUGGGUUCAAGGAGGUCUUGAGGCUGCUGAAGAAGAGGAUCUUAUUAUAGAGGGCCCUUUGCCUCUUAAAUUUGCUGGAAUUGGUGGCGUUUCAGAGUUCCUUGGUUGGACUGAGCAACAGAGAGCCGCUGCAGCGAAGGAAGGUUGGGGUUACAGAUUAGUGUUUUCUGCACGCUUGGUUGGACUAUUUCUUCUUGCUGAUGCGUUAUUUCUCGGUGCUCAGCAAGUUGCUCGCUAUCUUCAAGAUAUUAGAAGCCAUUGAAGUGCAAGGGCUGCUUCGAGCAUAUUAAUUAAUAACCCUUCCAGGAGAAAAUCUCUUGGCCAUGGACGAGCAUGUAGAGACAGAAGGCUGAAGAACUCAAUUUUGGAUGCUUAGCUUGGUAAAGCCUUAACCGUCAAAUACCAUUUAGUUUCAAGUAGGCGCUUUCUAAGAAUAGUUGUGUUUGUGAUUUCCUCUUCGUUUUUCAUUUUUCUUUUCAAAGCAACGGUAUGAUUUUUGUCUCUGUUAGAGGCUGCUUUUGUAUUGUAAUUGUAAUCUUCCUCUGUUUGAGUUUAGGAUUUUAGGUUGGCCUCAUCCUUGUAUAUUUGUCAGAAAAUUUUUGAAUAAAUCUACGCAGCACAUUCACAAUAUUAAGUAGUGAAAUCAUUUGAUUAUUACUGUUUGGU